Messenger RNA from Panicum virgatum (switchgrass), 986 nucleotides. RefSeq lists its product as uncharacterized. NCBI's taxonomy places the organism in Eukaryota, Viridiplantae, Streptophyta, Magnoliopsida, Poales, Poaceae. The transcript has 4 exons. Bases 36 to 719 code for a protein of 227 amino acids. The record is from RefSeq and is a predicted model, not a curated record.
GUUCCUCGCCUUCUGUUCAUCACAUCGAAAGAUCGAUGGCGACUAAUACUGUAUGGGUGGGCAUUUUUGACGACUUCUUAAAGGAUGGCUUCACAGCACUGAAGUGGGCAAAAGAGGAAUUUGUUACCAAAUCACCACAGCUUAAGCUCCACGUUAUUCUCAUAAAAAAAGUGGAUGUCGCCCAAGCUCCGGUGAUACAGCAGCCAUUAACAGGAGUCUCAAUCACACGACUUUCUAACUGGCAAGAGAUUGUGGACAUGUUCUUCCCCAGGUUCCUCCCAGGCGGCCAGCAAGCGAGACAACGUUUUGAUGUUUUGUUUGGAGACUUUAAAAAAAACAUUGCCGGCGCGAUGUAUGAAGGACCGAACAUCCAGGACAGUCUGAAGUUCGCUAUGAAGCAAAUUAAGGACCUCGACACACUAAUCGUCGGGUGUGCAGCAGGAGCAAUCACGACAGAAAGGUCUAAACUGCCGACUGAGUUGGUGUUAUCAGCUGGAUGCAAGCAGAUCGUGCUGGUGGAAAAGAUUGUCAGCCCCCCCCCCCCCCCUAGGACUGCACAUCAAACAGCGCCCCCCGCGGGACGGGAAAGCGCGGCGCCCAGUGAUCCAUCAACAGCGGUGAUCUCAUUCAUGGUCGUAUGUAUAUGCGCGAGCAUGACAGGGACCAGGCCGGAUACUAAGUGCACCGUUAAGUUAUUCCAAGCCGAUGACCUGGAAUGAUUACCGUCAUUCUUUAUGGACCGAAUGACAGCCCAUUGCUAUAUAUAUAUCCUCUUGUGUCUCAUCAGUGUGAGCGCGACUCCAUCAGGUUGGGUGAUGCCUAUUCUCUGAGAGUCGAGUAUUGGAAUAAUCUGUGUGAGUGCCAACAUCAAGUUGACAGACACCAUGUAUGCGUGCUUUGUGACUGCUGCCACAUAUACCUACGUAUGGCAUGCCCUGUAUGUGUUGAUUUCCCUUAAUAAUUAUAAUUAUUGUGUGUACAGUACU